AUGGACAUGGACAACAGCGUGGGGAUUGACCAUAGAGAAACAGAGAAGAAAACACAAGAUGCAAUCACAGAGAGAUGGUUCAAGAUCACAUUCCACUAUGUUCAACACUGGGCCCUGUUCUUUGUCCAGGGUGCUAGUGCUGCUUCUACAUUGAUGGAUGUCAGCUACAAAAUUUGUAAUGAGGAGAAUCUAAAGGUAUAUACCUACCUAGUCAAUGCUUUUGCUGUACCCUACUCUGUGCAGGAUAAGUUGCAGCCAAAAUAAAUAGAACAGCUAAAGCUGACUGUGAGCAAACAAUAUAAUGUCUCCCAGAAAGCUCUUGAUCUCCAGAGUCUACGCUAUGACCCAGGCUUCAUGUAUCUCUAUGUUAAUAUAAUUCUGAAUCAUAGAAACCACAUGACUGCCACCUUAGAGAUCAUCAAAUCUUCUUUCUCAAAACUGUUGUUCCUCAAUUUGUGCAAGAUCAAACUGUACCAUCUGGAUGGCCUGUCUUAUAUUGUACAGAUAGGCCCCAUAAUCAGGAUCCUGAACCUAUCCAAAAAUGAGCUUAAUUCCACCUGGGAGUUGGGGAAGAUCAAAGGCCUGAAGCUCAAAGAGCUGUGUCUGGAAGGGAACCCCUUGUGUGACACGUUCCCAGACCAACCCACCUACAUAAGGUCAGUGUGAAGCCCUGUCACCCUUCCUAGGUACCUUUGACU
Messenger RNA from Phyllostomus discolor (pale spear-nosed bat), 698 nucleotides. Its product is annotated as nuclear RNA export factor 5-like. Gene Ontology annotation, biological process: poly(A)+ mRNA export from nucleus. Lineage: Eukaryota; Metazoa; Chordata; Mammalia; Chiroptera; Phyllostomidae. Gene Ontology annotation, cellular component: cytoplasm; nucleus. The record is from RefSeq and is a predicted model, not a curated record. Gene Ontology annotation, molecular function: RNA binding. The transcript is spliced from 8 exons.